Messenger RNA from Saprolegnia diclina VS20, 3216 nucleotides. RefSeq lists its product as hypothetical. Gene Ontology annotation, cellular component: membrane; endoplasmic reticulum. Lineage: Eukaryota; Oomycota; Saprolegniomycetes; Saprolegniales; Saprolegniaceae. The coding region runs from base 1 to 3216 and encodes 1071 amino acids. The record is from RefSeq and is a predicted model, not a curated record. The transcript has 2 exons. Gene Ontology annotation, molecular function: calcium ion binding; mannosyl-oligosaccharide 1,2-alpha-mannosidase activity. Gene Ontology annotation, biological process: mannose trimming involved in glycoprotein ERAD pathway; endoplasmic reticulum mannose trimming; carbohydrate metabolic process.
AUGAAACGGAGGGCGGCGCUACUCGUGCUGCUGGUCGUGGCGCUCAGCACCAAGGCGCUCACCCACGUCCCGAAGCCGUCGGCAACGACCGCGCCGCCGUUGGCCAGGCCCAGCGCCGACGGCGACCACCGUACGAGCCUCGACGGCGUCUGCCGUACGUUCCACAUGAGCGGCUCGUGGUGGCGCUACGAGUGGUGCCACCAAGAGCACGUGCGACAGUACGCGAUCGACCGCGUCACGGGCGCCGAGGCCUCGGUGAAUCUCAUUGGCCGCUUCUUCGGUGCGACCGACGGCGAGGCGUCGCCCACGCGCGCCCGGCCGUUCGUGACGCACGUGUUCUUGAACGGCGACGCGUGCCAUGGCGGGUCGCGGCAGUCGCCUGUCGCGCGCAACCGCAGCGCCGAGGUCCGCUUCUCGUGCUGCAGCUUUCGACCGACAGAAACGUACAUUGAGAGCGUCUCGGAGCCGAUCUUGUGCGAGUACCUCUUGAGCGUGUGCACGCCGUUGGCGUGUGCGACCAAAUUGCAGGCCCAAGACGAGAGCAGCGACGACACCAAGCGGCUCCGAGCGACUGUCAAGACCAUGUUCUACCACGCGUACAACAACUACAUGGAGCACGCGUUCCCGCUCGACAACCUCCGCCCGAUCUCGUGCAAGGGCGACACGUUCGAGCUCGGGAAGAUCCCAAUGCUGACGCUGAUCGACACGCUCGACACACUGGUGGUCUUUGGCGACUUUGAAGAAUUUCGCCGCGCAGUGCGCCUCGUGCUGUCGGGGGCCAGCUUUGACCUCAACACCGAAGUCUCGGUCUUUGAGACCACGAUUCGGGUCCUCGGCGGGCUCCUCUCGGCCCACAUGUUUGCAGUCGACGCGUCGCUCGGCAUCUAUGAAGCAAGCGCGUACGACGACGGGCUCCUGCGCUUGGCAAUUGACCUUGCCGACCGGCUUCUCCCAGCAUUUGUGACCAAGACGGGCAUUCCGUACGGGACGGUCAAUUUGCGUUAUGGCGUGCCCCGGGGCGAGACAACCGUGGCCUCCACGGCCGGCGCUGGCUCACUCACGAUGGAGUUUACAAUGCUGAGUGUUUUGACGGGCAACCCGGUGUACGCGCUCGCGGCUCGAAAAGCCGUGCGGGCGCUGUUCGAGCGCAAGUCGAGCGUCGGGCUCCUCGGCAAGCACAUUGACGUCGACUCGGGCGACUGGACCGAGACGAUUAGCGGCCCAGGCUCCAAUUCCGACAGCUUUUACGAGUACCUUCUCAAGAUGUACGUCCUCUUUGGCGACGCCGAGUCGCUCGGUAUGUUCGAGGAAGUCUACUCGAACGUCAUGGAGCACAACAAGCACGGCGACUGGUACGGCGACGUCUCCAUGUGGGACGGCUGCACGGGCGGCGCCGCCAUUGUCUUUGACAACCUCGUCGCGUUCUGGCCGGGCAUGCAGACACUCCUCGGGGACUUUGAGACGAGCGCCAAGAGCCUCAACGCCUACUACCAGGUGUGGCACAAGUACGGCUUCCUCCCCGAGCAGUUUGACGUGGGUCGGUGGCGCCCCAAAAAAGCCUCGAGCAACCGGUACCCGCUGCGGCCCGAGCUCAUCGAGUCGACGUUCUACAUGCACGCAGCGACGCGCGACGACUCGUGGCGCAAGGCCGGCGCGGCGUUCGUCGCGUCCAUCGAGCGCUUCUCCAAAACCACGUGCGGCUACGCGUCGAUCGCGGACGUCGAGUCGCGCGCCCAGGAGGACGACAUGCCCUCCUUCUUCCUCUCGGAAACGUGCAAGUACCUCUACCUGCUCUUUGACGACAACAAUUUGCUUCGACGAGGCAACUACGUCUUUACGACCGAGGCGCACCCGUUCCCUGUGCUUUCCUCGGCCCAAGUCGCAGCCAUUUGGCCACCGAACGGCGCCCCGCGUGCGCCCCGCCAAGCGCUCACGUGUCCGCGCCUCCCGUUCUACGCGUCCGUCUCGUUUGACGCCUCGUACCAGGAUGCGUUUGUCAAGAUGAAGCCCCGGUGCGACGCGCCCCGUCGGGCCGCAGCCAAGGCGAGUAAGAAGAACUCGGCCAAGGCGACGGCGCCCCGCGUCUUGCACGGUGGCGACGCGCUCGGCGACUUUGUCAUCGAUCAGCUCGUCGGCGGCUUUCGCGCCCGCAGCGCUCGGUUUCCCGGCGAUGCGCUCAAGGUCACCAACCUCGGCGACCCUAAGAUCGUCGUCGAGUUCCACUCGCCCGAGCCGACGCCGCUCGCCGACUUUCGCAUCCACAACUUUGAGACGGACGUGACGACGCGCUGUCGACUGCUCGUGUACGACGCUGACGACGUCCUGAUCGACACGAUCACGUGUUCCGGCGCGCUCUUUGGUCCGACCAAGACCGAAGGGUCGUCUGUUUUUGUCGAGAAGCGGUCGGUGGAACUCGCCUCGCCUCUGCGUGCGUGUGCGGCCAUGGACGCUGUCGACCCUGGCGCGAUCGUGCUCGUCCAGCGCGGCGACUGCUACUUUGACGACAAGGCGCGCCGCGGCAUGGACGCGGGGGCGAGUGCCGUCAUCAUCGUCAACACCGACGCGGCCGAGGACCUCAUGAUCAUGGCGCGGUCGUCGACGUCCGAUGCGGCGCAGGAUGAAACCCCGAUCUCGGUGCCCAUCGUCAUGGUGGCGCAGACGGCCGAGGCGCGACUCCGCCGACCCCACACCCGCGUUUCGCUCGAGCACCACAUUGUGCCCCGCGACGACGACGACUUCCCGUACGUUGUCGGGUCGCGCUACGACCUCAAAGUCGUGGGGCCGCACGGCUGGGGCCUCCACCUCGCGCUCAAGACGAGCGACGCAACCGGCGUCUCGGCGUGGACGAUUGCGCUCGUGGACGCCACGGCGCCCGAAGAGGAAGAGACAGCGUCGGACGAGACGACGCCGACGGCCCAAGCCUUUGCGCGCGUCUUGCAGCAGCUCAAAGGACUCGGCUUCUCGGACGAAGCGCUGCAUUUGCUCGAAAACGAAGACGACGCCGAUCUGCGACUCGAAGCGCUCCUUAGCGGUCUCCGAGAUGUCGGGCUGGACGAUAUGGCCGACAAGGUGGCGCUCAAGACGAGUGAUGCCAAGGUCGCCAAGGACGACGACCCUCCCCAGGUCAUCGAGGCAUUUCAGUCUCUGGCCAGCGAAGAGGACGCGAGCGAUGUGUGCACCGACGCCGACGCCCCCGCCAAGGUUCCUGGUAGGUAG